AUGUUUGGCUCAGAUGAUGAUGUAACCGCGGCCAACAGCAACGUCAAUACGGCGCAAGGCAGCGAGGUCGCAGAAGGAGGCGCGGACGAGGGUGAAGGCGAGGGCGAGGGGGAAGGCGAAGGCGAGGGUGGAGGCGACUAUGUCCCUGCAACCGAGAGCAGCGCGGCCCGUAUUCCGUCCUUCAAGAAGCGCCGCGGGAGCGGGGAUGACGAGGGCGGUGGCGACGAGGAGCGACAGCGAAGGAAGAAGCAGAAGAAGGACGCCCGAGCGGAGCGCCGCGCGCGUGCAGCCGCCGAGGAAGAGGAGGAGGAGCAGCAGGAGGAGCCUCAGCUGGAUGAGGCAACGCGCCGGCGUCAGGCGCUUGAGGAGCGAAUUGAUGCCGUGGGUAAAACGAAUCGCGCACCGCGCCGCAAGAAGAAGGGGGAUGAUAUCGACAUUGUCGAGGGUUACCACGAUGACGUUUGCAUCCGUUUGCGCGACCGCAUGUACACGGCUGCCGAGGCGGACCAGAAAGCCAACAUGAAGAAGAUGCCAGCCACGAGCAAGUUGGCAAUGUUGGACGAGGUCGUGGGUGCACUGCAGAACACAACGCUGUGGUCGUCGAUUAUUGACAACGAGGUUCUCAAGGCUGUCAAGAUGUGGCUCGAGCCACUGCCCGACAAGUCGCUUCCCGCCGUGGGCAUCCAGAAGGCUGUCUUCGAGGUUCUUCCUAAGAUGGACUUGGACACGGCGACGAUUCGCGAGGCCGGUCUCGGCCCCGUCGUGCUCUUCUACACUAAGACGAAGCGCGUGACGCCAUCCAUCAACCGUGCGGCCGAGGCUCUGGUGCAGACCUGGUCGCGCCCAAUCAUCAAGCGCCCCGCCGACUUCCGCAGCCGCUACAUCCAGACCGCCGAGGACAUCGAGGUGCCCGAGUACGAUGACUACGACGAGGACGGGGAGCCGCGCGAGAGCCGCCCCCGGCUUAAGUCGAAGACCAAGUCCAAGGUACAGCGCUUCAACGUCGCUGAGGCACUCGUCGAGAACCGGGAUCGCAAGGGCGCGCGCUUGCCCAACGUCCGUGAUGUGCAGUACACGGUCGCGCCCGAGAGCCGGCUCACGCACCGCUCGGGCGAGACGGGGUACAUUGCGCGGAUCCAGCAAGACAAUAAGAAGUUUAACCGCUUUGCGCGCCAGCUAAAGGGCCAGAAGUCUAGUCGUUGA
This is a messenger RNA of Cutaneotrichosporon oleaginosum, 1203 nucleotides long. RefSeq lists its product as uncharacterized. Lineage: Eukaryota; Fungi; Basidiomycota; Tremellomycetes; Trichosporonales; Trichosporonaceae. Gene Ontology annotation, biological process: poly(A)+ mRNA export from nucleus. The record is from RefSeq and is a predicted model, not a curated record. Gene Ontology annotation, cellular component: nucleus.